Racocetra fulgida is the source of this 210-nucleotide messenger RNA. NCBI's taxonomy places the organism in Eukaryota, Fungi, Glomeromycota, Glomeromycetes, Diversisporales, Gigasporaceae. The record is from the annotation of a GenBank genome assembly.
AUGGGUAAUAAUGUAUCAAUUAAUACAAAUGCUGAAGUAUUAGAACUUAAUACAAAUGAAAUAGUUGAGAAAAUUAAUAGUACUGAUGAAGAAAUAGAUUCUGAGCUCAUUUUAAAUAAAUCAGAUUGCAUGCCAGUUAUCAAUAAAUGGUUUAUAGAAUUAGACAAUGAAAUAUAUGAAACAGACUAUAGUUUAGAUAAUGAAUUGUAG